ACAGACCCCCCUUCAUCCAGUGAGGGAACCCUUGGCCUUACUUUUAGUCUUAACCAAACAUUUACAUCAGAUCUCUCCGACUCAUCCUCAACAGCAUACAAGACUCUCUCCGCAACAGUGAUCAAAGAGGUAAACAAAGUGGGUAAAAACCUCUAUGGAUCAUCUUUUGAACGCACCAUUGUUAACGGAUUCACGAGUGGAUCAGUGAUAGUCAACUCGACCCUUGUGUUCACAAAUCAAAGCUCAGUUCCUUCAGCUAGCGAUGCAAGUACACAAUUCAGCAGUGGUCUCUCAAGCUCCACCUCCCUGAAUAUUAUAGCAGGCAGCGUUUCUGCAGAGUCGACAACAACAUCAAGCAGUCCUCCUCGGCCCACAAUGGGCUCAUUGGCAGUCUUUUCACUAACAGUGCUGGCUGUGGCACAGAUGCUGAUAGACUUAUAACCAGCAGCCAAGGCAAUGACUUGGUACAAUAACUUUUACUGUGCUACCAAGUGUGGGAAAAAAGGAAUGUACCAAUGAAACAAAAAGCAGAAGACAUAAGUGUACAUGAUGAAAUUUACCAAGAAUUUAUGGAGAUGUGUGCUGUAUGUCAAAGAUUGAGAAAGUUUUCCAGUAUUUUCCACAUUUGAUGAUACAAUCACUUGUGUUUUUAUUCCAUUUUAUUUAAAGAACUGAUCAUUUAGAUUGUAAUAGAAGUAAUCAAAGAUACCAUAUUUGAUACUUUUUAUGCAUUUUUGUUGCAGAUGCCUUUUAUUGUAUUGAUUUUUUUAAUAUCCUUCUCUCUUUGCUAUUUUUCAUUUGGCUUGGUUGAAAAGAUCACAUUUAUAGAGGAUAAUGUACUAAGUAUUUAUUUCCGAUUGAAACCAUUGUAUGAUUCAGAAGGCCAUAUCUAAUGCAGUUAAUGUAGUGUGGUGCCAAAGCUAAUGGUGUGGAGCUAACAGGAUUUGAUGCUGAAAACUAAUAAUUCAUAUUACGUCUGAGACCAACCAUUGAUGUUGGAUAUAUUUAACUAUGAAGACGACCUUUCCCUAACCAUAACCAUGUCGGUAGCUUGACUUAAUGACACCACAACAACCAUGAAAAAUUGUUGCCAUUGAACAUUCAAAUAAGUUGCCAUACAACAUAAUGUUGGGUUUGACAGAAUUGUCCAGUAUCAAGUGAACAGUGUGGCAAGCAGAUUUCUGAAUAUGAGUUUAAAAAUGUCCAGGUACCAUCAUAAAAUUUAAGAAGAUUUGUAACUGAUUAUUACUUUGAAUUGUAUACCGGUUCUUUCUGUUUAUUUUUGAGGAGGGGAAUAAUAAUAAAUAUGUUUAUGUUAAUCAAUAAAAUAUUAAAUUGUUAAUAACCCAAUUGGUUUUUCAAAUUAUUUUUUUAUUUUUAUUGGUCAGUGAAAAGGAAGAUUUGAACAUU
Molecule: messenger RNA, 1410 nt
Organism: Centropristis striata (black sea bass)
Lineage: Eukaryota; Metazoa; Chordata; Actinopteri; Perciformes; Serranidae
Exons: 4
Source: RefSeq, a predicted model, not a curated record